Messenger RNA from Chelonus insularis, 398 nucleotides. Its product is annotated as histone H4-like. The transcript has a single exon. Lineage: Eukaryota; Metazoa; Arthropoda; Insecta; Hymenoptera; Braconidae. Gene Ontology annotation, biological process: nucleosome assembly. Bases 13 to 324 code for a protein of 103 amino acids. The record is from RefSeq and is a predicted model, not a curated record. Gene Ontology annotation, cellular component: nucleosome. Gene Ontology annotation, molecular function: structural constituent of chromatin; protein heterodimerization activity; DNA binding.
AACUGAAUCAUCAUGACUGGUCGUGGUAAGGGAGGAAAAGGACUUGGAAAAGGAGGCGCCAAGCGGCAUCGUAAAGUGCUUCGUGAUAACAUCCAAGGAAUCACGAAACCUGCCAUCCGUCGUCUUGCUCGUCGAGGUGGUGUGAAACGUAUUUCUGGAUUGAUCUACGAAGAAACUCGUGGAGUCUUGAAAGUCUUUCUUGAAAACGUGAUCCGCGAUGCAGUUACUUAUACUGAGCACGCUGAACGUAAGACUGUCACGGCUAUGGAUGUAGUCUACGCACUCAAGCGUCAAGGACGUACACUCUACGGAUUUGGUGGUUAAACACCAUUUCGUUUAAACCAAUAUAUAUAUAUAUAUAUUGGGCACGGGAACCAUUUUUAACAUAGUUUUUUCAU